AUGGACACCCAGAUGGACACCGAUUUGGGCGAAGAGAAAGGUGAAGAAGGAGAACAAGAAAGAGAAAUCGAACCAUCGAAAACGCUCAUCAGCAACGUCUCUUUGAUUAAGAAAUCCGUGGAGAGUAAAGGCGAACCGCGAUUUAUCGCGAGCGUGUUCAGACAAACGCACAUGGUGAGAACGAAAUUGACCGCAGAAGGUAUCUGCGCGUUUAUAGAGGCCGUCUUACCCAGCGAUUCGGAAUCCGCGACGACGUUGAAACAGUUUUUGAAAGCAAAGAAAACAGAGACGAAGAAAGUAAAAGAGGAGGAAGACGACGACUCUGGAGAAAAAUUAAAAUCCGAACUCCCAGAGACGGAAAUCUAUUGCUACGUCCUCGCGCUCAUGCACAUGAUCGACGCGAAAGAUGCGAAUGCCAUUCAAUUGUCCGAGAUUUGUUUGCAACGACUCUCUUCGUUCAAUCGACGAACGUUGGACGCGUUUGCGGCGAAGGUGUAUUUUUACUACUCGCUGGCGCACGAACGUUUCGGUAAUAUACGAGACGCGAGACAGACGUUGUUGGCGUUGCAUAGGCAAGCCACGUCUCGGUUAGACGCGAUUGGACAAGAGACGACUUUGAACCUGUUGCUGAGAAAUUACGUGUCGUUGAAACAGUACGAGUUAGCGGAGCAACUUCGAUCGAAAACGGUGUUGCCGAGCUCGAGGUCCUCGGCGCAACAGUGUAGAUAUUUGUACUACCUCGGAAGAAUUCGAGCGAUUCAGUUAGAGUACACGGAGGCAAAAGAGUGCUUGACGCAAGCGUUGCGUAAAGCGCCGAACAACGCCGCCUGGGGGUUUAAACUCAUCUUGACGAAGUGGAUUUGUAUCGUGCGUUUGCUUUUAGGAGAGAUUCCGGAGAGAAAAUUUCUUUCGAGCCCGAGCGAGAUGCGCUCGAAGUUGUUGCCGUACUUUGAAUUGACGAGUGCAGUGCGCGCCGGAGACUUGCACGAGUUUGCUCUCGUCGUGGAGAAACACAAAGCAACUUUUGAGAAGGAUAACGUGUUCAACUUGAUCACGCGAUUACGACGCAACGUCAUCAGAACUGGCUUAGCUAAAGUAAACGUCGCGUACUCCAAAAUUUCUUUGAACGACAUCGCGUUGAAAUUGGGCUUACAGAAAGACGUCGACAUGAAUAACACUACUAGUAAUAACAUUAACAGCGAAGGCGCGAUUGAGUGCGUGGUGGCUAAAGCCAUCAGAGAUGGGGCGGUAGACGCGCAGAUUGACUUUGAAACGGGCAUCAUGACCUCGAAUGAAACCAAGGACGCGUACAGCACUUCGUUACCGGGUGAAGUUUUCCAUCAAAGAGUCGCGUAUUGCUUGGACGUCCACAACGAGUGUCAGCGAGCGAUGCGAUACGCGGAAAAAGGUUCGACCAAAACGAACGAAACGAAGGAAGAGCGCAUGAAGCGUUUAGAAGAUGAAGAGGCGUUGCGCGAGUUUAUGGAAGAGGAAGACGAUUACUUCUAG
Bathycoccus prasinos is the source of this 1509-nucleotide messenger RNA. RefSeq lists its product with no specific name. Gene Ontology annotation, molecular function: protein binding; enzyme regulator activity. Lineage: Eukaryota; Viridiplantae; Chlorophyta; Mamiellophyceae; Mamiellales; Bathycoccaceae. The record is from RefSeq and is a predicted model, not a curated record. The coding region runs from base 1 to 1509 and encodes 502 amino acids. Gene Ontology annotation, biological process: ubiquitin-dependent protein catabolic process; regulation of protein catabolic process. Gene Ontology annotation, cellular component: proteasome complex; proteasome regulatory particle, lid subcomplex. The transcript has 2 exons.